ACAAAACAAACACUUCAACAUCCGACAAACACGUCUGUGAAAAACAAAAACUCUACACAAUGCCGCCAAAGAGAAAAUCACUUGAGGCGCCGGACAACACAGGCAAGAAGGCCAAACUCGAAGAUGAUUUGGCCGAAUUCUGCCGUGCCACGGUGGAAUUUAUCACUGACUACACGCCGGAGGGCAGCGAAGAGAACAUUGCCACGGACUUUUUGAAGCUCCCAUCGCGCAAGGUGUACCCGGAGUACUACGACAUUAUCGAGCAGCCAAUCUCGCUCCACGAAAUAGCUAAAAAAGUGAGCAAGGGCGAGUACCGUUCGGUUGACGACUUCUUGCAAGAUUUCAAGUUGUUGUCCUCCAACUGCGACACUUUCAACGACCCGUCUGCGGCGAUCGCACAGGAUGCGCAGGAGAUCUACAGACUUGUGGCGGAAAAGGUUGCGCAGUUCCAGGAAGCCAGGGUCGAAGCGGCCCCGAAGACUCCAAAACUUAUCUUGAAGCAGAAGGUAAAGGAGGAAGCCGUGCUAAUCACCAAAUCGACGUUCGUGAAUGCAAUAACCAAGGUUGUGGAUGAUUUAAUCGGGCUCCGGGUGCCGAAAAGAGGCAUCAUCUCGGAUGCGUUUUUGGAUGUGCCGUCGAAAGAGGCAUACCCCGAUUACCACAGCGUGAUCGCGCAGCCACGCGCAUUUAACUAUGUGCGCGCGAAGAUCGCAGCGGACGAGUACACGAGUCUCCGCGCGUUUGAGGAGGACUUGGAAUUGAUGUGGCAGAAUGCCAAGAGCUACAAUGCGGACGACAGCAUCAUUUUCCGCGAUGCGGGGAUUUUGGAGCGUUCGUGCAACAAGAAACUCGAGAAGUUGAAGCGCGACUUUGACCCCGAAAAGAACUACUUGGAGGUUGCGGACGAGGAGGAGAAGGUUGGCUUGAAGUUAAAGAUUGCCAUGAAGCCCGAGGCGACGCCGGCCAAGCGUGGUAGACCCAGAAAGGAUGGCACAGUGAAGCUGGAGGGCGAGACCGAGGUGCCAGAGGAGCUCAAGGAAGAGCCAGAACCUGAGCCUGAGGUGGAGGAGCCCGAGCCAGUCAGCCCAUUCCCCCCUGGGUUUGCCCUCCGCAGCGACAAGCAGCCCCAGGUCAAGGAAGCCUUCAUUCAGGAGCUCUCUGUGGCGUCAUCCAAGGUGGCGCGUAUGCAAUUGCUUCAGCCCAACGUGCCCGUGGUUGGUGCGUUAAAUGACUACUUCGAGUUCCGCUUCACCGCCAGUGCGGCCAAGACCAGCAACUACUCGUUCUCGCUUCCGGAAAACGCGUCAUCCAUCUCCAUCGUAGCCACACUCAAUAGCUCACUCGCGAAGCGUGAAUACACGCACGUGCUCUUGGUGAACAAUGAGAAGGUGGUGCCGUCACCGUCAGCCCACUAUGCGGACGAGGACGACAAGGCGUUGAGUUCGCGCUUUGAACUCAAAUUGGCCUUGGGGUUGAACCAGGUCCAGUUUUGCGUGCAAGCACUGCCCGUUGUGGCUGUCGACCUGAAUGGUAAAUUGCCGAGUCGCACUACCAUCAGCAAUUUGCUGCCGGAGAUCGAACGUAAGACGUUAUGGGUGAGCGUGUCCCAUUAAGCGACUGGAGGUGAGGUAAUGAUGGGGACUUGUGUGUUCGAGUGCCAUCGAGCUUGAAUAAUUAAUACUUCUAGAAAAAGUUAUUGUAAAUGUGAUUAAGGCUAGUGGGAGUG
Molecule: messenger RNA, 1726 nt
Organism: Babjeviella inositovora NRRL Y-12698
Lineage: Eukaryota; Fungi; Ascomycota; Pichiomycetes; Serinales
Exons: 1
Coding region: 60-1613 (517 amino acids)
Biological process (GO): chromatin remodeling
Cellular component (GO): RSC-type complex
Molecular function (GO): protein binding
Source: RefSeq, a predicted model, not a curated record